Molecule: messenger RNA, 4760 nt
Organism: Polyodon spathula (Mississippi paddlefish)
Lineage: Eukaryota; Metazoa; Chordata; Actinopteri; Acipenseriformes; Polyodontidae
Gene: asic1b
Product: acid-sensing (proton-gated) ion channel 1b
Exons: 10
Coding region: 891-2519 (542 amino acids)
Biological process (GO): sodium ion transmembrane transport
Cellular component (GO): membrane
Source: RefSeq, a predicted model, not a curated record
GAGAGAGAGAGAACACAAGGGAGAUAGAUUCAUCUGCGAGGGAGAGUUUAGAAGAACAGGAGAGAGACUUUGAAUGAAUUUGUGAUCAUAUUAUAUAUAUAUAGACACAGAAAAGAGUGAAGAGAACAAGGUGGUGAGAAAGAGAAUGGAAAGGGAUUGACCCAGACAGGCUGAGACUGAACACUGAGGGACAGAAUAAAGGAGGAUGAGAGAGACGGAGAGACAGAGAGAGAGAGAGAGAGAGAGAAACCGAGGGAGACGAGGGAGAGAGAAAGAGGCAUAGAGAAGCAAGAGGAACAAAUGAAACCUAUUGCUAAGGAGAGAAGUGGAAAUUGAAAGAGGGAGAGGGAGAGGGAGAGAUGCAAGAGUGGCUCAGUGCUGGGUGUUAACAAUAUCUGUUUGCUGCAAAAGGCUCUGGUUCAGCUCCAGGACUGCUUGCUGUUUCCUAUCCGACAGCAGUAGUGAUGUGAAUCAAUUCUUUUUUUUAUAAACAUCUGCAUCGCAUUCUCUCCUGUGCUGGGUGGCGGUAGUCAGGUUAUUGAACUGAUCAGUUACUGAAGGGAUUAUAUUUUUGAGCUGCACCUCAGGAAGGGAAGAGAAGAAAAGAAGGAAAAAAGAAAAGAAAAAGAAAGGGGAUCGACCCUCGCUCGGAGGCAGAGUGCGCAUUUGGAUAUUUAGUUUGCAGUAGAGUCGCGGUCUCAGAUGUGCUUUAAAAAAUAAACUCUGGUUGACCACCAGACUCAAUCUAUUUUCACGAAAAAAGAAAAACAAAGCUCUUUAGCUGGUGCAUCUGCUCGGAUGCAGCCACUCUCUCAGGGAUUGUGAAAGAAGAACACCGUGAUGGUUCUGGUACCGGACUGAGCUCAGGGGCUGGUCUGACUGGUUCCAGGAUGUCCCAGCCAGUGUCCAAGCCUAGGCCGGGGUCCCUGGUCGAGGCAGUCCAUCUCUUCCUGAAGCAUACCACCUUCCAUGGACUGCGCCACAUUUUCCUGUCCGGUUCGUACCCACGCCGGCUGGUGUGGCUCCUGGCCUUCCUGACGGCCCUGGCUCUCCUGUUCACCUGGUCAUCCAACCGCGUGCACUACCUCCUCUCAUCCCCCGUGCACAGCAAAACCCACAUGGUCUACGGCAAGCGCCUGGUCUUCCCUGCAGUCACUAUCUGCAAUCAGAACCGCGUCCUGCCGGCCCGCAUGGGCAAAACGGACCUAUUCCUGGCCGGGCAGUGGCUGGGGAUGCUGGGGAGGAACCUGCAGGUCCUGCCCGGGGUUCGGGAAUCCUUCUCCGGACCGGAUCAGCGCUGGGCAGCCUUCUCACGCCUCUUGAAUUUCUCUCACUUCCUCCCCCCGCCCCGGGACAGCCAUCCAUCCAUGAGGCAGCUCCUGGACAGGCUGGGGCACCAGCUGGAGGAGAUGUUGCUCUACUGCCGCUACCAGGGAGAGCUCUGCGGGCCGCGCAACUUCAGCACCAUUUUCACACGUUACGGGAAGUGCUACACCUUCAACUCGGGGCUGGACGGCAAGCCUCUGCUCAUGACCUUGAAAGGAGGGACAGGCAACGGGCUGGAGCUGAUGCUGGAUAUCCAACAGGACGAGUACCUGCCUGUAUGGGGCGAGACAGAUGAGACCUCGUUCGAGGCUGGGAUUAAAGUGCAGAUCCACACUCAGGAUGAGCCCCCCUUCAUCGACCAGCUGGGCUUCGGAGUGGCGCCUGGCUUCCAGACCUUUGUAUCGUGUCAGGAGCAGCGGCUGGUCUACCUCCCCCCUCCCUGGGGAGACUGCAAGUCAACGCCCAUUGACUCGGACUUCUUCGACACCUACAGCAUCACGGCCUGCCGCAUCGACUGCGAGACGCGCUACCUGGUGGAGAACUGCAACUGCCGCAUGGUGCACAUGCCAGGAGACGCCCCAUACUGCACUCCAGAGCAGUAUAAGGAAUGUGCUGAUCCUGCCCUUGAUUUCCUGGUGGAGAAGGAUAAUGACUAUUGCGUGUGUGAGACGCCGUGCAAUAUGACGCGCUACAACAAGGAGCUGUCCUUCGUACGCAUCCCCAGCAAAGCGUCCGCUAGGUACCUAGCCAAGAAAUACAACAAGUCCGAGCAGUACAUCGCGGAGAACAUCCUGGUUCUGGAUAUCUUCUUUGAGGCACUGAACUACGAGACCAUCGAACAGAAGAAAGCCUACGAGGUGGCAGGUCUGCUGGGAGAUAUCGGGGGGCAGAUGGGGCUGUUCAUCGGAGCUAGUCUCCUGACUAUCCUGGAGCUCUUCGACUACCUGUACGAGGUGGUGAAGCACAAGAUGCGCCGGGCCCUGUGUCGGAAACAGCACAAGAGGAACAAUAACGACAAGGGAGUGGUGCUGAGCCUGGACGAUGUGAAACAUCACGUCAGUCCCAUGCGAGAGCCUACAAGCCCCAUCCACGUACCCCGGCAACAUCCCACCUCAUCACUCUGGGCGGAGCAACUUCGAAGACUUCACGUGUUGAGCCAAUCAGAGCAGCUGAGGGAGGGGGCACCUUCCUAAAGUCAUAACAACCACAUAUCCAACACAGAGGAAGAGCACGGGAAAGACUGUCCCCCGUACUGGAAAAAUUUAAGGGACUAUUCCAGAAUAUAGAGGAAAAUACAUACAUUUGAGGAACUGUUCAAAAGACUCUACCAACUUUUAAAAGAAUGAAAGAAAAAAACAACACAAGCCGGAAACAGAGACGUGUAACUCAAGCGUUUGCUCCGGUUCCAGUUCCUAUAUUUUUUCUUUUCUAAUCUCAGACGGGCUGUGGCCGCUUCGUUAGAAACACCUGGACCCAGGGGCAGUAGUAACACAAUUGUCUUGCUUACGAAACUGCUUAGAAGAGCUCUCUAUUCCUUGUAGACGAGUUCAUUCGAAGGUAACGACGCUCCCCUCAUUACCAAGGUGUUGCUCUCUAUGCCACUGCAGCCUGCUCUGGUACUGGGAAUCUGCAGUGGAUUUCUUUAGGCAUGUAUCUGUUUCAGUUCUUAUGGAAACAAACAACAACACAGACAGCUGUUUUAUUUCUCUCCAGUAACUCCAGGGUUAUAGCUGGGCAAUAGCAGAGACAAAACCAGUCUGAAAUGGGUGUGGGCCAGCGUGUGUGUGUGUGUGUGUGUGUGUGAGCGUGUUACUUUGUGUAUGCAUGUCUCUGUGUGCAUGCACGGAUAAGUAUAUCAGUGUGUGUUUCUGUAUAUGUGUUUCUUUCUGUGCAGGUGUCUCUGUGGGUGUGUGUGGGUGUGCGCCUGUGCUUGUGAAUAAGUGGGUAACUACUCAUCUCCAUGGAAGCUGGAACAGUGUGCAUCCGCAUCUGUACAGCCUUCUUCAGGAAUAGCUUUGCUAUAGCAGUGAGCACGAUUAGCUGUGUUAGUAUGAAUGUCUGUCCAGUAUGUUAGAGUGUGGUUCUGCGUACGCGCUGUAUGUGUCUGUGCGAUUCUGUGUGUGUGCAUACAGUCCAUACACAGUCUCUUUAUCUCUCGAAUGAAUGAAUGCAGUAGCUGUCUGCAUACACCCCUGCACUAGUAAACUGAAAGAGGUAGCUAUCUCAGUGAGUUUUUAAACUGCUAGAAUAACUAAACAAUCAACAUGUAAAAUUAGACAGCAUUCACUUUGCCGCUGUAGGAUGUUUUGGCGUCAAGCAGUACACACAUACAAUUGGCAGCUAUUUAGGUUAUCGGUAUGAAUUUCACAAUAGCUUGCAUCUUAAUAUGUCUGUCUGUAAGUGUGUAUGUAUGUACAGUGUGUAUAUGCAUGAAGGUGUGUCGAUAUUGAGUCGAGUAGGGAAGGUUGUGUGUGUCUAUGCCGGUGUGUGUGCGUACAUACGAGUAUGCAUGGCUGUGUGGGUCGCAUUCUCUUGGGUGCUAACUCCCUGACCUCUUUUACUUGCUGCGAGCUGCAGGAAUAUCAGAUUCAGUAACAGCAGAAUGUAUCAGUUUAAUGAGACCCUCUGUAGAAAUGAGCAGGGAUCGGCUGCCAACCCUACAGAGGCCCAGCUGUCAUACAGGACAGAGGCAGGAUCGACGAAGUACAGGCAAGGGGCAAAACCAUCUCGUUCAGUCCGAGUCCUGGGUUCGAAAGCAGGUUCUCUGUCCUACCAAACAAUUCUGCUGCUCCCGGUUCAAGCUUCGGGCUCCGUCUGUCUGUCUAUAUCUGUACCUCUUCAUCUUCUGAAGCACAAACCUACCGCCAAUGUAGAGCAGAAUGUAACAAAUAUACUUAUUACUAUGAUUAUGAGUAUUAAUAGUAUCAUUAUUAUUAUAACUGUAUAUUGUAUUAUAUUACCCAACAGGUUUUUUUUUUUUUUUUUUUUUUUUUUUACAAAUAGAAAAAACCUUCAACAUAUCGCCUGAUAGUCUCAACAUAUUCUUGGAAAUAAUAAAAAGACUGACCAUAAAACCUGAGGUUAUUCAAAAGCUGCCAGUUUGCUAUCCUUGCUUUCAGUUUGUCUGAGUGGAAAUUCUCAUUGACACCCUUUUUCCUACCAUUAACCAACCAGCUGCUUCCCCCCUAUUGAUUUCCACGCACUACCCAUACAAUGGCAUGCUGUGUGUAAAUCACAUCGAUAGUGCAAGUAGAACGACUCCAGUCACUGCCUGUAUAAUUGCAUCAUGUUAAUUUCCCUAUCUAUGCUCAGCUGUUUAAAUGCCUGGGCUAUAUGGUUUGUUUUGUUUAAGUCUUGGCAGGGCAACCUCUCGUACUCCAUGGAGUUAAAAGUUUUGAAAAUAAAAAAAAAUAAAAAAACUUUUAAAAAACCGC